UCCCCAGCCCUGCCCUCCCCCUUGUCCCGGGAUCGCUCCGUCGCACCCACCAUGAUGGAAGACGACGGACAACCCCGCACUCUAUAUGUAGGUAACCUCUCCAGAGAUGUGACCGAAGUACUAAUACUUCAGUUAUUCAGUCAGAUCGGACCCUGUAAGAGCUGUAAAAUGAUAACAGAGCAACCCGAUAGCAGAAGGGUCAACUCUUCUGUUGGAUUUUCUGUUUUGCAGCAUACAAGCAAUGACCCAUAUUGCUUUGUGGAAUUUUAUGAACACAGAGAUGCAGCUGCUGCAUUAGCUGCUAUGAAUGGGAGAAAAAUUUUGGGAAAGGAGGUCAAAGUAAACUGGGCAACAACACCAAGUAGCCAGAAAAAAGAUACUUCCAAUCACUUCCAUGUGUUUGUUGGGGAUUUGAGUCCAGAAAUUACAACAGAAGAUAUCAAAUCAGCAUUUGCCCCCUUUGGUAAAAUAUCGGAUGCCCGGGUAGUUAAAGACAUGGCAACUGGAAAAUCCAAAGGCUAUGGUUUUGUGUCUUUUUAUAAUAAACUGGAUGCAGAAAACGCAAUUGUGCAUAUGGGUGGUCAGUGGUUGGGAGGUCGACAAAUCAGAACCAAUUGGGCCACGCGAAAACCGCCCGCACCUAAAAGUACACAAGAAACUAACACUAAGCAGUUAAGGUUUGAAGAUGUAGUAAACCAGUCAAGUCCAAAAAAUUGUACUGUGUACUGUGGAGGAAUUGCUUCUGGGCUAACAGAUCAGCUCAUGAGACAAACAUUCUCACCAUUUGGACAAAUUAUGGAGAUACGAGUUUUUCCAGAAAAGGGCUAUUCAUUUGUCAGAUUUUCAACUCAUGAAAGUGCAGCCCAUGCCAUUGUCUCCGUGAAUGGUACUACAAUUGAGGGACAUGUGGUUAAAUGCUAUUGGGGUAAAGAAUCUCCUGAUAUGACUAAAAACUUCCAACAGGUCGACUAUAGUCAAUGGGGCCAGUGGAGCCAAGUGUAUGGGAACCCACAGCAGUAUGGGCAGUACAUGGCCAAUGGGUGGCAAGUGCCACCCUAUGGAGUCUAUGGGCAGCCGUGGAAUCAGCAAGGAUUUGGAGUAGAUCAAACACCUUCUGCUGCUUGGAUGGGUGGAUUUGGUGCUCAGCCUCCCCAAGGACAAGCUCCCCCUCCUGUAAUACCUCCUCCUAACCAAGCUGGAUAUGGAAUGGCAAGUUACCAAACGCAGUGAGCUGGGACUCUAAACAAAAUUGUAACUCAUGAUAGGCUGCGAUUUCCUGUGACACUCUGAAGACAUGAAAGUAGACAUCGGAAAAUGAAAAUAUUUAUUUUAAGAAUGGAAAUGUUUGGAACCUUUAGCACAGCUUUGCUUGGGUGAAGGACACAUGUCUUCUAGUUCUGCCUUUUUAAGUUUUUGUUCAUGAUGGAUAUGAACAUGAUUUUUCUUUGUGUACAAAACUAAAAUAAAGUCAAUAAAGACAAUUCUGACUACAAAUUUUGAUAUAAUAGGAGAAAUGGGUAAUACAUUUUGAUUCUUAGAUACUAUUCCAUUUUUAUCUUGCUGUUCAGUAUUUUAACUCACUGUGUUUUUAAAAGAGCAAAAAAGGGAGUAUCGUGAAAAACUGGGAAUCACAUAAGUUCAGCCUGAACCCUGAUCCUCCCCUUCUUCUGUCCCCUGAGGUGGACCGCAUUUGAAGUCAGCAGAAGUGUAUGAUAAUCAGAAGAAAUACGUGAUUCUGGAGUCGCUUUGGAAGAAAUGUUUACUUUCUCUUUGCCUAAAGAAACUGAAGCCAGACUGAAAUUUGCAACCUAAAUGAGGAACAGCAUUGUCUUGAGUGAAUGCUGGUGGUCCACAUUAAGACAUAUUUUUUAAAACUUCAAAAAGUGUUGAUUAUUACAACUGUAGAAUAUUGCAUUUCAUUUUGGGGGGAAAUUCCAAGUAUGGUGUUUGUUUUAAAGUCAGACAGUCAUACUUGUACUUUUACCUGAAGUUUAAAUGAAAAACAUUGUAAAUAAUGAAUAACUACAGUGUUUAAAAAAGCAUGCUUCAACAUAGAAGUAGUGACAAUGUCAUUAUUUGAGGUAACUCAGAGCACUACACUGCAUGAGUGCAGUGGUUGAUAGACUGAUGUUUCCAAGGCUGGCUUUGUAAAUGCAAAAUGACAAAUUACUACACAAAACAAGCCUUAAUUUUAAUUUCAUACAGAUCUUUGAUGCAUUAGCAUAUUCUAAACCAUCAUUGGAAAUUAGACCCUUUUUGGCUUUACAUUAUUUGGUUUGUAAAUACCUUGAUUAAAACCUUGUGAAAUAAUUUCAAGGUUGUUAUAAGUUGUAUAGCACAAAUGUUUUUUAAAAAUCUUGGGAUGUUUUUAAAAAUUAGAUAUAUUUUGCCCACAAAUUUUUUUAACAAGAUUGCUAAAACAUCUUAUUUAGACAGUUUGAUGUACCAGUUUAUAAUCGGAUCUUCAGUUAAGUAGUGCAUAAAAUUGUGAGUUUCUUCUUUCUUUGUUGGGCGUGUGUGGUGACGGGUCUGAGCAGGGCUUAGCUGUGUGAGCAAGAUUGUAAAUGAACCCGGUUGGAGGAUGCAGAAGAUUGAGGUGUGCUUCCAAGGUAUUUUUCAGUGUGUGAAUAAAUAUGCCUCAAAUUUCUAUGAAGCAGGAAUGUAAAAUAGGUAAAAUCCUAUGUAUUUAAAUUGUGACAGCUAGGGGGUGCAAAUGUUUUGGCAGUGUAUUCAAAACGUUGGCCUGUGUACCUAAAUGAGAAAGUAGCCCUUAAUAAGAUGCAGCUAGCAUCCACAAAUGGCCAUUUUUAAAAGUAUUUUGUUUUAGAAUUAACUUUUAAAUGUUGAUUUUUAUGUAUUGGUGACCACAGGAAAUUGUUAUUUCUUUUUCCCUUUCUCCACUUGUAUUCAUCAAAAUUUCCAGGGACUGAAGUUCAUUGUUGAGCCUAACUUUAUGGCAUCUUAAUUUUCACUGCAAUAGUUCUAUAUUGCACUCUCUGUUACUAAAUAUACCCCCCCUUUUUUUUUUUUGCUGCUGUUCACAAUAUCUUUGGGGGACAUUUUUGGAAAAGUUUUUGUAUUUUAUAGGAAGAACACAGACUACAUUAUACCCCUGAGUUAAGAUUUUCAUGAAUCUUUGGUUUUUAAGUUGAUAAUUGACAAAAACUUGUUGAAUUAAAAUUUUAGUUUGCCUUUAUUUUUUUGCUCUGCCAGUAAAUUAAUUGGUUUGUUAUGGCAACUAACAGCUACUCUGCUGUAGUAUUUCCUCUUGGUGUUCUAUGUGUGAGUUAAUAAAACAUCCAGGCUAGUUACAUUGUCAUAGUAAACAUGUGAUUAAAGUAUCUCAUCCUAAUUUGGAUGGGGAAAAGAUUUCAUGAUCAGUUAGUCCCAGUUCUUCCAUAUUAAACAUUCUAAAGUAGAAAGCUACUUCUCCAAAUGAAAUGUACCAUGUUAGGAAAUGUUGUGACUAUCAAGCCAGACAGACUAGUUAGCAACACUAAUGGAAAUCACUGCUGUCUUGGUCCAGUGUAAAGUAAAAAUUGUUGCCUUUUCUCUCCCACAUAUAUUAAAAGCAGCAGCAGAGAGUCUUUGGCGUGCAAGGAAAUGUUUAUUUCAUAAUCAUCUGAGAUUUAUCAAAUGUUACGUUUCUGCCUACCAUCUUCUUUGCUCCACUAGUGUUGCCCCCGUGCCAUUCCCACUUGAUCCUUGUUUGCUGGCAGUGAGAGGCUGGCAUGCCUGGCCAGCAAAAGCCAAAGCUGUAAACCACAGUUGAAGUAAGUCUUUCAAUAAAGACUAGACACUACAA
Jaculus jaculus (lesser Egyptian jerboa) is the source of this 3805-nucleotide messenger RNA. RefSeq names its product TIA1 cytotoxic granule associated RNA binding protein like 1 (gene Tial1). The transcript has 12 exons. Gene Ontology annotation, cellular component: cytosol. Bases 52 to 1230 code for a protein of 392 amino acids. The record is from RefSeq and is a predicted model, not a curated record. Gene Ontology annotation, molecular function: DNA binding; mRNA binding. Lineage: Eukaryota; Metazoa; Chordata; Mammalia; Rodentia; Dipodidae.